Molecule: messenger RNA, 1705 nt
Organism: Zingiber officinale
Lineage: Eukaryota; Viridiplantae; Streptophyta; Magnoliopsida; Zingiberales; Zingiberaceae
Product: protein phosphatase 1 regulatory subunit 16A-like
Exons: 6
Coding region: 360-905 (181 amino acids)
Molecular function (GO): protein binding
Source: RefSeq, a predicted model, not a curated record
GUAAGCAAAAUUCUUACUUGCGUUCAAAAUAUCUCCGUUUGUUGGUAAGACGGUUUCAGCCAUCUCUAUUCUGUAGGAGCUGAUUACUGAUAAUCUCUCAGCACUUGAAUUGUCAUUAUAACAAAUAAAUUUGGUUUUCUAGCUUCUUACUUUGAGAUAUAUAUAUAUUUCCUGGAGAAACGUGGUUUUGGUGUCGUUGAAGCUUUGGAAAAUGGACUAUGAGGACGGCCUGAACAAUCUCUUCUUUACUUGAUGUCACAAACACCUCUUCAUGUGCAACCGGAUGUAACAAUACCAGUAUUGUAAAAUACCUGCUCGAGCGGAAAGGUGUUGAGAAAAUUGAGUUGGAGGCAUAGAACAUGUAUGGUGAGACACCGUUUCAUAUGGCAGCAAAAAAUGGCUGUAGCGAAUCUGCAAGACUCCUACUGGCACAGGGUGCUUCACUUGAUGCAAAAGUUAACAAUGGGAUGACUCCACUACAUCUGGCAGUUUGGCAUGCACUACGGGCAGAAGAUUGUAAAACUGUGAGCACAUUGCUAGAAUACAAUGCCAAUUGUAGUGCCAAACAUAAUGAGGGCAUGACCCCUUUAAAUCAUCUCUCGGAAAGUGCUAGUAGAGAGAAACUUCGAGGACUCCUUAUCAAGCACAUGGAAGAGCAAAGGAAAUGCAAAGCUAUUGAGUCUUGUAGUGAAGCAAAAGCUAAGAUGGAUGAGUUUAAAUCAGCUAUUUCAGGUAUUAUUGGAUUGCAAGAUCUCAAAAUGCAAUUGCGCAGAUGGGCGAGGGGCAUGCUUUUUGAUGAGAAGAGAAGAGCAUUUGGAUUAAAUAUGCUCCAAGAAGGCCUCCACUUAUGGCUUUCCUUGGUUACCCUGGAACAGAUCUGUGAAAUCUUCAUACUGUUAGACUAAAGAUCCUGAUGCUACAUCAAACAAUUUCCCCAGAUAAGUGAAGCAAAGGGAGGAAUUCUUUUUGUAGAUGAAGCUUAAAGAUUGAUUCCAAUGCAAAAAGCAGACGAUAAGGACUAUGGCUUGGAGGCACUAGAAGAAAUUAUGUCUAAUGGAUAGUGGUAAAGUGGUGGUGAUUUUUGCUGGGUACUCAGUGCCAAUGAAACGCGUGAUUGAAUCAAAAAAAGGUUUUUGUAGAAGGGUGACUAAGUUCUUUCACUUCGACAACUUCCGUUCAACCGAACUCGCUCAAAUCCUUCAUCUCAAAAUGAAUAACCAGGACCAGAACAGUUUCCUCUACGGAUUCAAGCUCCACUCGCCCUGUAGCAUCACGGCCAUUGCAGAGCUGAUCAAUAGUGAGACGACUGAGAAACAGAGGAGAGAGAUGAAUGGAGGACUAAUAGAUCCAUUACGUGCAAAUGCUCGUGAAAGUUUGGAUCUUCGACUUUAUUUUGAUUGCACCGACACUGACGAGGUAGUGACAAUAACAAUGGAGGAUCUCAAACUUGGUCUUCAGCUGCUCACUCAUUGAUGAUUCUUCUAGGCUUCUUAGAACAUUUUACUUCUUGUAGCCAGAGCACAUACCAGGCAUCAAAUGCUAAGUGUCGAUAAGCUCGAUUAUUUUGUUAAUAUAAUUUUUGGAAUGGCCUACUUUUUUUUUUCAUUUCAGAGGAAGAAUAUUUGGCGAUGGAUUAAGGAAUGUUUCAGUGUUUGAAACCUAUAAUGUAAUUUGUAGAUUGGAUUUGAUUCUAUAAUGGCAUUAU